Molecule: messenger RNA, 1948 nt
Organism: Aspergillus uvarum CBS 121591
Lineage: Eukaryota; Fungi; Ascomycota; Eurotiomycetes; Eurotiales; Aspergillaceae
Product: putative COP9 subunit 3
Exons: 5
Coding region: 385-1875 (496 amino acids)
Biological process (GO): ubiquitin-dependent protein catabolic process
Cellular component (GO): COP9 signalosome
Source: RefSeq, a predicted model, not a curated record
CGGGAUUAGAAGAACUUGUUACACAAUAUUGAGAUAUAUGUCGAGAUUACAUCUCGCAUUCUGCAUUUGCCCCGCUGCAUAAAAUUUACUACGGGCCUGUACACCCUGAAGGCAGCAUCCUUAGGAUAACGCCCUUAAGUCACGUCGGCGGAAUCACAUCUUUAACCUCGGCAGCAUCUUCUAGCUAGUGGAGAACAUCAUUUACCUGCUUCGCCUAGCCCAGGCUGCUUUGGCGUCUUAACCAUCACUUUUGGCAUUACUUCUAUUGCACCAUCCAUGUGAGAUUGUGUCAAUCAUCGAAACCUUGAAAGCCAGUCCCUAUCUGGGCGCGGGGGUUAUUCGCUCUUCCUCGACGCCUUGAAAUCAAACCCGGCGUUAUCAAUCAUGGCAGAGUCUGUUGAGCACAUUAUCUCUUUAUCAUCCCAUCUGUGUUCACAAGAUCUCCUUUCAGAAAAUGAUUAUCAAUGCCGGGUGCAGGAGUUGAUCGCUAUUCUUCGGCGAUCAAGUCACAGCCUUCUUAGCGAUAGUGUCUUAACUGAUCUGAGUCCCCACGAGCACACUUUACCCUACUUAUUCGUGUUGCUGUAUCAGAUUGACUUGGCACGCAGCAGAACAAGAAGUGCUUUACCAGACGACAUCAAGCCCGGUGGCCGGCUAUGGUUUCCAGCCGUGCAGUUUCUGGGGGACUUCAAGGGACCUCAGGUUCGUUUCGCGGGCCAUGAAUGGCGUCAACUGGUGAAUAUUAUUCUAGAUGCUGCGGAAUGUGACUCGAAGGCAGUGUUGGCAGUGCGCGUGUUGAGUGAUGCAAUAAUGCGACUUGAUCAAAACGUGUGUGAAUUCUCCUCAUUGCACGCAAGGUUCCUCCGACUGUGCCUUCUAUCGCAGUCUUAUAGCUAUGCAUUGCCCGUACUUGAUAGACACAUAUCCAGUAUUCAUACAAACUUGGAGCAGCCUUCCAGGGGUGGCAACGGAUACCUGCUAGCUUCGAACAGCGGUGCCAACGAUUGUAUCGCAGAGGCACCCGGCAUCUCUCCCAGACUGACACACAAGGAUGUUGCGCAGUACUAUCUCUACGGUGCCAUGAUAUACAUGGCACUUAAAGAGUGGGAUAAGGCCCUGCACUGGUUGAGUGUUGUGAUCUCUUUGCCUGUUGUCAAUUCAGUCAGCAAGAUCAUGAUUGAAGCAUUCAAAAAAUGGGUGCUUGUGGGCUUACUGAGACACGGAAAGCUCGUUACUGCUCCGAAGAUAAUAUCCUCACACGUGAUGAAGAUAUACCAAGCCGUCGCAAGACCCUAUCUUUCCCUCGCAGAUGCUUUUGAAAAAUCGGAUGAGCAGAGAUUGCGGACUGAGGCGGACUUAGGGAAAUCGGUUUGGUGUGCUGAUCUCAACUCUGGCCUUGUUCGCCAGCUUUUCCAGGCCUAUGACAUGUUUCUUGUACUCAAACUUUGCAGGGUUUUCUCGGCCCUGACAACAAAAGAUAUCGCAGGAAGAGCGGCGUCUUCGGGUUUGGAUUCACCAGCAAAGAUUGAGAAUUUGAUUGCGUUUCUCGUGAUGUCAGGAGUGCUCGACGCACGACUGUUACAAAAGCCUUGUGAUCGAUCUUUCAGCAUGUUGCGUUUACCUAAGUCGACACAGCCUCAUUAUUGCAAUCGAAGCAAAAUGAGGGUUGGGCUAGUGACAAAAAGCCAUGCACUUAAGGUAUUGACCUACAACAGUGAGGAAUGUAACAAUGAGUUAAAGGUAGGCCGUGAGAACAUCGAUCUCGUUGUGAGAUGCCAGGGGUGGUCUGGUGUUACAGGAAAAGGAAGCAGUAAGGGCAGUAUCGAUCAUGCUGCUUUUGGGGUUGAUGAAGACAUGAUGGGAGAUCUCAGCUAGAUUUCCAUCAUCCUUAAGUAGCAAUUUCAAGUAUCAAUAUUCUAUCAUACAUUCAAUGUAAAUUGUUAUGUAG